ACUAUAAUUCCUUUUUCCAGAUGUGAAGCAAACCAUCAGACAGCUCAUUAAAAGGUCACUUAGGCCAUCAACUAGAGACUCAAGCCGUGGGAGGGUGCCUUAUGAGCCAAAACAGGCACCUCCUUUCACCCUUGAGCAGAUGUUGCGGAUGCGCAACUACUGCUUGAAAACAGUUGAGGGUUUACGUGGCUUGUGGUUAUGGACUAUAACCUUGUUUUCAUUUUCCUUAUUCUUACGAGGGGAGGAACCUCUACGUUUGAAGAUGAGACACAUCAAAUUACCUCCCAACUAUUCAGUUGAAUCAGGUAAAUUGCCACAGCGAUUGGAAGUGAAAAUGCCGUGGUCAAAGGCAGAUAAGAAAGCUAAAGGAGUAACACUUACACUGUGGGCUAACCCUCUAAAAUCAGAGUUAUGUCCAGUUACUGCUCUUUUAAUAUGGCUACUUGUUUCAGAUGUAAGAAAAGGACUCCUUUUCCCCAGGGUUGCAAAGAACAACCGCAAGUUACAUCCCAACUCUGCCCGAGGUGUAACAUCGUACAGAAAAAUAUUUUCUGAGAUGUGCCAAGCUCUUUUUGAUAAGGAGUUCACAACCCACAGCAUUAGACGUUCAGCUGCUAUAUGGGCUGCUCGAUGUGGGGCAGAUGACAGCACGAUUAAAAGGGCAGGAAGAUGGUAGGUUCCAUAUGAUGUUAUUACAUACUGUUGAGUCUGCGAUAACAUAUUGCUUUUGUCUUGGAAUGAUCCAARUGGGGCAUUUGUUUGUCAAUAGAAAACCUGUUUUCUCAUUUGGCUAUUUGCAUUAUGCAUCUGUGAUAUCUACUAAUAAUUUCACCUCCAAAUCACCAUUGAGUUGUUCCAAGUUUUAUACAAACAAUCAGCAAGGGAAAUC
This is a messenger RNA of Actinia tenebrosa (Australian red waratah sea anemone), 889 nucleotides long. RefSeq lists its product as uncharacterized. The record is from RefSeq and is a predicted model, not a curated record. Gene Ontology annotation, biological process: DNA recombination; DNA integration. Gene Ontology annotation, molecular function: DNA binding. Lineage: Eukaryota; Metazoa; Cnidaria; Anthozoa; Actiniaria; Actiniidae.